AUGAGGAGCAUCCACAGGUGGUGCAUUGUCCUAGCGACAGUGGCUGUGGCGGCGUUAUUACCAGUUCCAGCGAACGCAGGACGCGUGGAGCUCAAGAACGAGAUCACCGGUCUCCCUGACAGGAGAGCAAAGCUUGCCGUGAGGUGCUGGUCGAACGAAGACGAUCUUGGUUGGGCCGUGUUAAAGCCAGGAGAAGCUCGGAGCUGGAGAUUCACGACAAUGAACAUGUGGCCGUUCAAGAAAACAGAGUUCCGGUGCCGGUUCCGGAGCGGGUUAGGGACGACCAAGGAAGAUUUGGUGACGGUUUUUUCGGUUCGAGAUGGGUUUCGGAAAGAGUGCAAGUCGUCGGAAACAGGCGUAGAUGAGUGCGUUUGGGUUGCAAAGAGAGACGGUUUCUAUCAGAGGAGAGUCGUAAGAGAUAUGAUUGGUUUAAGAUACAACGUCGAUGUUCUUCGAAGCAAAUGGGUUUGGAAAUGGUGA
Molecule: messenger RNA, 480 nt
Organism: Eutrema salsugineum
Lineage: Eukaryota; Viridiplantae; Streptophyta; Magnoliopsida; Brassicales; Brassicaceae
Product: S-protein homolog 13
Exons: 1
Coding region: 1-480 (159 amino acids)
Source: RefSeq, a predicted model, not a curated record